AUGCCAAGGAACAUCAUCAUCGCCGCAGCCACAUUGCUGGGGCUCGCCUCAGGCGCCUUGGUUGCUGAUAACACUACCUCUGAUUGCACCUUCAGUGGCCCGGACGGGUAUCUCCAGAUCAGCCAGGCUAAGAAGUCGUGUUCCAACAUUGUUCUGGACAGCCUCGAGAUUCCUGGAGGGGUAACUCUGAACCUCGAGAAGCUCAACGACGGCACAACUGUCACCUUUCAGGGUCGCACUACUUGGGCCUACGCCGAAUGGGAAGGGUCGCUCUUUUCAAUUUCUGGCAACAACAUCACGGUCAAGGGCGCACCCGGCCAUGUUCUCGAUGGCCAAGGAGCCCUCUGGUGGGAUGGCCUAGGUGGCGGCGGCGGCGUGACGAAGCCAAAAUUCUUCAAGGCGAAUAAUCUCAACGACUCAGUCCUUGACAGCAUUAACAUUCAGAACGCCCCCAAGAACUUCUUUAGCAUCAACUACGUGAACAAUCUCUUGGUGAAGGACGUCAUUUGCAACAAUACUGCCGGUGACGAGCUCAACGCCGAUGGGCGCACGCUGGGCCACAACACGGAUGCCUUCAACAUCAACAACGCAGUCGGCGUGAUCAUCCAGAAUGCGAGGGUGUGGAACCAGGAUGACUGUGUCGCGGUGAACUCGGGCCAGGAUGUCUUGUUCAAGGACGCGCUCUGCCACGGCGGCCACGGCUGUUCUAUAGGGUCGGUGGGGGGCAGAUCCAACAACAUUGUGAACAACAUCACGUUCGAGAACGUCCUUUUCGAGAACUCUCAGCAAUCCGUCAGAAUUAAAACCAUUGCCAACGAAACAGGGAGCGUAUCAGACAUUACCUACCGCAAUAUUGUCAUCGACAGCACGGCUGACAACGCCGACUACGGCAUUAUCGUGUCCCAGUCGUACAAUGGUGUCAAGGGCCAACCAACAAAUGGCGUUUCAAUCAAGAACUUUGUUCUCCAGAACGUCACGGGCACGGUUUACAAAGAUGCAGUCAAUACCUACAUUGAGUGCGGCGAGGGUAGCUGCACCGACUGGACGUGGACCGAUGUCAAGGUGACCGGCGGCAAGAAGGCCACCAACUGCCAAAAUGUGCCUUCGGGCAUCUCGUGUUAA
Diaporthe citri is the source of this 1122-nucleotide messenger RNA. RefSeq lists its product as uncharacterized. Bases 1 to 1122 code for a protein of 373 amino acids. Gene Ontology annotation, molecular function: polygalacturonase activity. Gene Ontology annotation, biological process: pectin catabolic process. Gene Ontology annotation, cellular component: extracellular region. NCBI's taxonomy places the organism in Eukaryota, Fungi, Ascomycota, Sordariomycetes, Diaporthales, Diaporthaceae. The transcript has 3 exons. The record is from RefSeq and is a predicted model, not a curated record.